Messenger RNA from Alosa sapidissima (American shad), 7694 nucleotides. It is a transcript of the gene shroom4, whose product is annotated as shroom family member 4. Gene Ontology annotation, biological process: actin filament organization. Bases 133 to 5403 code for a protein of 1756 amino acids. The record is from RefSeq and is a predicted model, not a curated record. Gene Ontology annotation, molecular function: actin filament binding. Gene Ontology annotation, cellular component: apical junction complex; cortical actin cytoskeleton; apical plasma membrane. NCBI's taxonomy places the organism in Eukaryota, Metazoa, Chordata, Actinopteri, Clupeiformes, Clupeidae. The transcript is spliced from 10 exons.
CCAAAAGUUGGGGUGAAGUUUCCUAUCCGGACCCAGCCCACCCUCGCUUACCCCUGUCCCGUUCCCAUGUUAUCGUAAUGAACAUCUGGUCAUGGAGAAUUGGUGUAGGAGUGUGUAGAGACCUAAAACGAGAUGGAGAACCCAUCACAGAUAAUGGAGACCGUAGAACAGCUUGUGUCCUUUAACCACAUCCACGUCCAGCUUCUAGGAGGUGCUCCAUGGGGAUUCACGUUAAAAGGGGGACUUGAGCACGGCGAGCCGCUUAUCAUAACUAAAAUAGAGGAUGGAGGUAAGGCAGCCCAGACCAAGAAGCUGAGAGUGGGAGAUGAGCUGAUCAACAUCAAUGGCUCUCCGCUUUACGGAUCACGUCAGGAGGCACUUAUCCUUAUCAAGGGCUCCUACCGCACUCUCAAGAUCAUCGUCCGCAGACGCAGUGUGCCUUGCCGUAGGCCCCACUCGUGGCAUCUGGCCAAGCAGGCAGAGCCCCUGAGUGUGACUGGCACUUCCACUAGCCCUUCGGACAUGCAGCUCCACCCUGCCCACUUCCCCACACUUUGGCAUUCCAGCAACAAUAAUAGUGAUCUGUCUAUGCAGUGGAGGCCUCUCUCACGACACCACAGCAAUUCAGGGGGCAGCAUGGAGAGUCUCGAGACCCCGCCCCCACCCAGCCAGAGUUACUUUGAUAGCCAACUGUCACCGGUCGACCCAGCUAUUUUCAACAACAAGAGAGAUUCCGCCUACAGUUCCUUUUCUGCCAGUUCUAACACUUCAGACUAUACAGUGUCCCUGAGACCUGACGUUUCCAGCUCAAUGGACAAUAUCCUGCAGGGCCUGGGUCCAGGCCGCUCAGAGCUGCGACCACCCUCCUCGGCCAGUGGUCCAGGAGACCUGCAGGAAGAACCUGGAAGUCUCAAAUCGAGGUUGGCCUUUCUCAGGCCUGAGGCAAAGACCAGGCCUUCGUCGUACAGCUACGAGGAUGAGCACAGAGGACCCCCACAGCCCCCGGCAAGAAAGGACAGCUUCAGGGCCACCAGAGCCCGGCCAGGGGUAUUAGACAAACGCUGCACGUCUGCCCCCGUGGGUAUUCCUACCCCACCUAGCUGCCUGGUGGAGGAUCAGCAGCGAAGACACACAAUUUCUGAGGAAGGAAAUGGUUUUGAAAAUGGAAAAAUAGGAAGAUGGAAGGAUUCUAAAGGUAGCAGUUUAGAACCAUACUACAUCAUCACCUCAGACACAGAACCUUGUGCACACCAGGGUCAGGUUGAAGAAAGCAAGAACAACUUCCAAGAGAAUCACCUUCAAAAUCUGCAGAAGGGAGCACCCAGUCCAAUGCCCCGAUUAACAGAGAGCCUAACGGCAGGAAGUGUCACUGAAAACCCCCUAGAUGUCCAGUUUAAGCCAGAGAACAACCAUUUAUUUGGCUCUCACCAAUACAGUCCCACUGAGAAUCUGCCAGCUCCCCAGGUCCAACUGCUUGAGUUCUGUGACAAUCAAAGUGACAGGCCUUUGUUGGACCAUAGCAGGUGGUCACAGCCACUCUUGCCACCACCAGUGGAGCAGGGAGACCCUAGUAGCCCAGAUUCCAUAUCUACAAACAAGUGGAGUGAAAGCAGGUGUUCCACACCAGGGUCUAGUGAUGUCCCCAGGUGGGUGAAGCCAAGUGUAGACACAGAAGUCCUGAAUGCAUCAGUUCCCCCGCAGCACGUCUGGGGCCGCUCCGUAAGUGUACCAGGUGAACAGGUGAAUGGAUUCCCCAGCUCUGCGAGAUCAGCGUCAUCCUACUCACCUGCGUUAGAACAGCAAUUUCAGCCUAUUAGUUCCGCUGUCAGUAUGGAUGCCAUGCUGGAAGAAUGCCACGAAAACAAGGAUAGAGGAAAACGAGAUGAAGUCGAAGAAAUCCUGAAGCCAUAUCAAAAGUCCAGUGCCGCGAGGCAAUUGCGGUCGUCAAAGUCGCGCCGUCGCAACGAGCGCUUUGCUACCAACCUCCGCAAUGAGAUCCAACGCAAGAAGGCGGAGCUGCAGAAGAGCCGAAGCCCUGUUGGGUUGUUGGAUUGUGGAGAGACCGUAAAGGAGGAGGAGAGCAGUGAUUUCCUGCUAGAGAGAGAAGAAACCCUCAAGAGAGGAGACAUUCUGAUACCAUCAUCAGAGAGACAGCCAUCAGAUUAUCCGGGUAACCCUCAUGUGAGCCACUCGGGACAUGAGGAGUUCCCUUCUUCAGAGCAGCUCAGCAAACAACUAGUCUCAACCUCCAGCCAUCCCACUGCCAUCUCCCACCAGCCGUUAGUGUCUCCCCCUCGUCACCAAAGACCUUCAGGGCUUGACGCAGCCUGCAUUGUUGAGCACCUGCCCCCUAAACUGGAUUAUGGGAGGAAGACGGAGGAGGAAGUGACCGGUGCCAGUAAGGCCCGGCGUUGGCGUUGGGCCCCAGGGAGCAAGCUCCAGCCUGAGACGGAUCUGGCUGAAAAGAGACGGGUAAAGGGGGAAGUGCCGUCACCCCCAAGCCAUAGCGCUGCACCUCCGAGAACAAACCCACCCCCUAUUGGCCGCUCAUCCAGCCGAACAGUUGAGAGUGACAUCCUCCCGUUCGCUGACCGCAGGAAGUUUUUUGAGGAGACUAGCCGCAAUCUAAGUCAUUCCGUCUCAAAUCUCUCAAGGAUGAACAUGCCGCCGCAAAAAACAGAGAGGCAGUGGUGUCAGCCCAAUACGUCUUCUCUGGAUCCAGCUAGACCGUCAUCUCAGCUAGCCUUCAGAAGGUUCUCCUACCAGGGAGGCCUCCAACAGGAUGGGCUUUACAGACCAACUGGGGAGAACCGAAUGGAUAACAGAAGGCAAUUUGUAAACGAAAGCCAAGAGAGGAAUAGAGGAAGAGAUAGAGCAUGUGAUAGUGUCGAGGAAAAUGAUCUGGAGAAACUGAGGGAGGCUGCCAGAGAGAAGGUGAGGGAGUUGGAGAAGUUAAGAGAGAUGGAAAGAGAGAUGGAGCUAGAACAAGAAAGAAAAAGAGAAAAAGAGAUUCAAUCAGAGCUUCUGCAGAGGGAAUGGGCGAAGGAAAGAGAGCUUGUCAGUAAAAUAGACCGUUUACAGCUGACUGACAAACACCCAGAGCACAUAAACACAUACAACGAAGAGAAGUGGGAAAUGGAAGGUGAAUCUCCGUGGCGUGACCACGGUUUUUACGGUGACUCUGCAGCAAAACCUGUGAUUCAGGACUACCGCCACAGACCACACCAUAGUCAGUCCCUGCAACCAUCCCACUGUUAUCAAACCAAUGGCCAUGCAGAUUCUGACAACAUUUGCUCUGCCUUUAACCCAGUGGGUGUUCCAGUUCACUCAAACACCCAGAGUACACCACCUCAAUACACCCAGACUACACCACCUCAAUACACCCAGACUACACCGCCUCAAAACACCCAGACUACACCGCCUCAAUACACCCAGAGUACACCGCCUCAAUACACCCUGAGAAGCUACACUCCCCCAGAGGCAUAUCCUGUUAGUGAGCGGGAACAAACAAAACUAAACAGGAAGUUCAGCUUGACUGAGAGGGACUACGCACAGUGCAGGCAGGACAGGCUUGCAAAUGGUGUUGUUUACCAGGGGUACCAUGGGCAGAGGAGGAACAGGGUUCCUGUUAGCAGCAAGUCCGAUUGCUUUUUUACUUCACCGCUUCGCAGUCGUGCGAUGUCUGAAAACAACCUCAGUGUGGAUCAGUGGUCCUCUUAUAGGGGAGGAAUGUCCAAAUCGCCUGUCUUAAAAGAGGAGGAAGGCAGAGCUUUCUUAACUCUACCCAAACAGAAAGCUUCGCCCCCACCUCGCCCUCCUCCUCCAAAAUGGGACCAGUUCUAUCGACGGAGGGCUUCCCAUCACAGUCUCUUCCCAUCGUCCACUCCGGCCCUGUCCUCAGCCCUGCACUCCCAGCCAGAGGUCAGCCCCUCCUCACACCUGAGCGCUCCUGAGGUGACCAGACAACGGGCGUACAGUUUGCCGCCAAGGGAAGGUCCAGUCAGCUGCCAUCCCUGUCAGGAGCGUCCUCCUCCAGCCCCGUUCAGCAACAACCACUCACAAAGAUCCUUCAGACCAGUGGUCCCGGCCCCGAAGGAGAAAGUCACACCGUUUAUUCCACCUGAGCAGUGCACCCGAUUAUUUGAUGCUGGAACGCAGGAAGAUCAAAGUCCGCCGACAGUCCUGAAGCCUGCAUCUUGGAAACACAGGGGAACUGCAGAGUGGGACUGCAGCGCAACACAGGAACACUUCAGCAGGGACAGCAGUCCAGGACUGCCACCUGGUGCAUCAAUACAUAAGGACAAUAACACCUAUGAAAGGGAGCUUACGCCAGAGUCUUACCUCACUAUGGACCACCUGUUGCCCCAGCAACAGCAGCAUCAUCAACAGAGAAGAGGGUCUGGUACCCCACAGCUAUGCUACAGGCAGCAGGAGCCCCCCAAAACAUGCACUGAGCCUGCUAGACAGGAACCAGAUGCCCCCAUUGAGACAGACAUCGAUGAACUGUCUGAAGGGGAGACUCUGGAGGACUGUAAAAAGCCAGAGCUCCAGGGGGAGAUGCAAUGCUUUGCAUGCCCCAUAACUGUGCUGGAGACAGACGUGGAUGCACUUGCACAGACGGAGGCCCCAGAGGUAGAGGCGAGGAUGGGUCCAAAGACAUCUCCAGCGGAACACCUUCCUCUGGAGCGCAGUGGAGACACACUUGAGAGGUUGUCUGGGCCCAGUUCAGAUGGAAUGCAGCCCCAUGGCACCACAUAUUACAGAAAGUCUGCUGCUAAUACCCAGCUAUUCAACCAAAUGAACGCAUCCCUGAACAUGAGCAACAUUGAAGAUGAGGAGCUCAACUACAAACGACAGCUGAUGGAGAGUUUGCGUAAGAAGUUAAGUGUGCUGCUGGAGGCACAGCGAGGCUUGCAGGAGGACGUCCGAGCCAACGUCCAGCUGGGAGAGGAGAUCGAGGCUCUGGUGAUGACCGUUUGUAAGCCCAAUGAGGUGGACAAGUUCCGUAUGUUCAUCGGUGAUCUGGAGAAGGUGGUGAGCCUGCGACUGUCACUCUCAGGCAGGCUACUGCGCGUGGAGAGUGCCCUAGACUGCCUAGGUGUGGAGACAGGCCACCACGAGAGGCUCCCCCUACUGGAGAAAAAGCAGCAACUGCUGCUGCAGCUGGGAGAAGCCCAGGAGCUGAAGGAGCACGUGGACCGACGGGAAGAGGCAGUAGGGCGCGUGCUGGGCGGCUGCCUCACCCCGGAGCAACUGCGCGACUACAAACACUUUGUGAAGAUGAAGGCCGCCCUCCUGGUGGAGCAGAGGCAGCUGGACGACAAAAUCCGUCUGGGAGAGGAACAGCUCCGGGGCCUGCGGGAGAGUCUGGGCCCGGGGGGAGUGCUGGACUAUGGGCAUUAGUUGAGGUUAAGACAGUGGUCAGGUCAGAGGUCAAAGGUCAGGUAGGACAGGAUGCAGGAGACAUCCGCAGGUUAAUCAGAAAGGUGUGAAAUGAAGAGUACUUAGCUCCUCAAGGACACUAUAUGUUAUCCUUUCACAUUUGCUUUUGCAUUUUGUGCCUUUUUCCACAGGAUUUGUUUGCAAAUAUUGCCGUACAUGAAUUACCGGUAAGCGUGUCCCAAGAACACUGUACAUGGCACACAGUAGUUGACUUAUAUGAGUUCUCUGUAAGGUGUGCACCCAGAGAUACUAAAUGUUAUAACCAAAGACAAUUAGUGAGAUAUAGUUUGGUUGUGUAUGUCCUUCUGAUCUAAAUUGAAGGUGUCUUAAUGCACUGCUAUUUAUUUAUUUAUAACUGUUGGCUGAGUAGCCAACAGAAACUUGUAUGCUAAGAAAUUAUACAAGGCAAGUUUAUUUAUAGUGCAUUUCAUACACAGAGGAAAUUCAAUGUGCUUUGCAAAUAAAAGCAAAGAACUAAGAGAGAACAAAGAAAACUGGCAACAGCCUGAGCAUCUAUGAUACCAUCCAGAAGUUGGCUCCCGAGCUGAACUGAGAACAGUGUUAUAAGGAAGAAUGUUCUGAAUUUUCUGCACAUUCACUACAAGCCCCUUAACAAAAGUAAGCAGACAAUGGCUGUUGGAUCAAGUGCAAAAGGCCACUGCUGCUGUUUAUCACAAUUAUGAAUUAUGUAAUUUGCUGUUUGAGCUGGUAUAAGAAACCCUUGCAGUGAGUUAGUCACUGUUUCUGAGAUAUUCUGUAGACCGUUUAAAAAAUAAAAAAAAAGAUGUUGUUCACUGGUUCAAUACAACAUGUAGCAUGCUUGCCAUGUAUGACCCAUAACCACAUCAGGAUUACUACUCCCGUCAAACCCCAUUGAGAUUAAUUCCAUUUGUGGACUAUCGGCAUUGGCCUGCAUGGACUAAACAAAGUCAACUGUUAAACAGCUAGAGUGGUGUUGUGAAAAAAAAAAUGCUAUCUGGUCCAACAGUCACUUUGUAAGAUUAGAAGUUCCCAAAUGUUUUAAAUCAACAAUAAUGUCAAGAGUUUGUGGAUUAUUAUAUGGAUAAUUGUGCUUUGUAGUUUAUUGUGUUAUUUUUUUUAAUUGCUGGCAAUUAUUUAAUUUUUGUGCAAAUGUUAUAUAGGAUCAAACUUCAUGACUAAAGAGGACCAGAUUGAAACCGCACAGUCAUGGAUUGCAAAGACAAACUGGAGUCUGUUCUAUGUAAGAGAUCUCUCUACAUAAGAGAGGCCAGAGACACUAACAAGCCAUGGGCAUCUUCAUGUCACUCAUAAUUCAUUUUGUCUGUAUGAUUGAUGUGUCGCUGUUGUGGUCUUGGUUUGUCUCUAAAUUGCUUAUACAUUCUUGAAAUGCCUUUCCGCUCAUCUGGAACUAGACUCAAUUCUUUGCCUCGUUCAUGAAAGCACCCUAUACCCUGCUGUCAUUGAAAUGUCAAGGGGUGAUUAAAUGUAGUUCGAGACUUAGCCAAACCAAAGCCCUGCCAUAACAUUUUUGUCUGAAUCAUCCAGAACACUAACAGUUUCAAUAACUGACCCAUUCAGAUGUAAUUUUUAUGGAUACAUUACAACUAUUGCUUAAGAAACUGAAAAGACUGAGAUAGUUGCUGCUAUAACUAAUGUGCUCUGUUGUGUAAUAUUAGUCCAAAAUUCAAAGGAAGGAAUGGCCUUGAUUUGUGUCUUGUUGGUGUAUGACCCUACAAGGUUUUUAUUAUGUACAUACUCUGUACCAUUUGUUUGUAUAAUUACACUGUAACAUAUCUUGUUAACAACUGGAAAAUCUUGUUGAUUGGACAACAUUAUGAUUAAUGCAUGUGUGUCAUUUUCUCCAGCAAGGAAUAUCUUUGUAUCAAUAAAAAUCUAAAUGUGUCCACAACAGUAACAUUAUUCAAUUUUAUUAAGUAAUUAAUCUUUCAGUACCAUAUAUAUAUAUAUAUAUAUGCUGGAAAGCAAGUUUGCAGGUUUUAUGCUCUUGAAAACGUGCAUCUCCCAACUCUAAAGUGUCUGUUCCUUUCUUACUGGUGAACUCAAGUCAGAGAUCGCAACACCUAGUAAUGCUUUUGCUUAAAAUAUACAGCAAUGCCAUUAAUUAUAUGAAGUGCAGCGGUGAAACUUUUGUAUUAGCUAAAAUAUUUGUCAAUAUCUGACUUAAUUAUGAUGAAGUGACUUGAACCCAUACAUCUUUUAAGAAAUUACUGUUAGAGUGAUACUAUACUCAUUAAACUCACUCAUCUCAA